UUUUGACUGUCGCUUCAGGCCGUUGAACAUCCAGUCUACAGCGUAUAUUUCCUCUGUAAGCAUAAACAGCCAAGGUUGACUGCUAUCUAACACAUAGAACAUGGGUUCCGACGCCUAUCCCGUGUCCUUAUCGUCCCUUCAUUUUCCCUCCGCCGAGCAAUCCGUCUCUCAGAUUCUCUCGUCCUUGCGGCGCUCAGCCCUCUCCGUCGCCAAUAGGCUUUCUUCCAUCGAGACAGAUGCUCUCUUCGUCCAAGAGAUCUCUGAUCACUACGAUCUCCCUCUUGUUGCCAACGAGAGAUGUGGAAGUUGGUAUAUUCCAUCGGAACUGAAAGCUGGCAGCGUCUACUUCAAGAGCACCGAUGGCCACACGGGCCAAUGGGACUUCAGCUUUCGCAGGCUAAAUCUUCAACUCCUUCCGGUUGCUCGCGAGCAUGGAGGGUGUAUUAUCGUGGAUUCGACGCGCAGAGGAAAACUCAUGCCAGAUGCCUUGUCCAAAACCGUCCCAAUAUGGUGCGCUGUUAUGAACCGAGCGCUAUUUCCUUCCGACACUGCCUAUCAUGCCGUGCAGUUUCCGCCAGAUUAUCUAGGUGCAUCGGAGGAAUCGCAAAUCGAACAAAGGAUUGGCAGUUUUGUGAAAUCUCUCCAGGAUCUGAAACUUGAUUUGGAUCAACUCAGGGAACAGCUGGGGAAGCCCAUUCGGAUAGCAUGGGCAAACCGAUCUUACCUUUAUCCGGAAGAUCUGUAUAAGGGCGAGGGCUAUAAUCUACUCGUUCUCUGUUCGGCUUCUAAACGGGUCCAUGGUGCCGAAAUGUCGGAGGGAGGAUACAUCCAAGGGGCCGGAGAUGACAGCGAGAGCUGGGCACACGGUCUAACUCCCCCGGUGUUCUGGGCGAAUAAGCACGCCCUCUUGAACACGUCGGAAGAGGAUUUACCAGGGUUCAUUGAGAAACUGAUGGAGCAGCAAGGUAAAGAGGGCCCUAACCAACAAGCCUCUCUCAUUAAGCCGACAAGAAACAUCUUCAUUGGUCGAAAUGACCCCAGCUUGACUGACUCUGGCAUCUACGAUCUCGUUAUCGACUGCAAUGGGACACCGGCAGCUUCAGAAGCGGACCCGAAGCGAUUGAAUCUCGGUUGCGGCUCGUCAAAGCUGGGAAGCCGCGAUCUACGAAAAUCUUUGGACAAAGUUCAGUAUUUUAUCAACUCUCAGUUGCUAACUGAUCCAUCGCGAUCAUUACUUGUGACAUGCGAAUCUGGUAAAGAUCUCUCCGCUGGAGCGAUAUUGGCAAUACUCUGUCUGUAUUAUAACGAAGAGGGAGAUUUCAUUACUCCUCAAAUAGAAAAUACUAUCAACAAGCAAUUCAUCCGACAACGGCUUGCUUGGAUUGUGUCAUCAAAACAUGACGUGAAUCCAUCCCGAUCCACACUUCAAUCGGUCAAUGCGUUCCUCAUGCAGCGGCCGGACUACUAAAGGCUUUUAGAAGUUGCGAUGACCAUAUAUCCUGGAAUAGAAGCGGACCCUUCACUCAUUCUGAACAGCUUCCACGAUAGCUCCUGCGCUUCCCUGAUCAAGGGCAUUCAAUACGGCCAUGUCUUCCUCGCUGAUGUUGAAAUCAAAAACAUUGGCAUUGGAUACAAUUCGUGAUGGGUCGUCGGACUUGGGGAGUGGUACCCAUUCUUUUUGCAACGCAUAGCGGAUCAGUAUCUGUUGGGUCGAUUUUCCAUAUUUCUUCCCUAGUUCAACCAACGUCGGGUUAUUGGCCUUAUAGUUUCGCACAAUGGGCGAAUAAGCUUCGACAACAAUUCCAUGCUUCUUGCAGUACGCGUCUAUUACCCGCUGCUGACUGAAUGCGUGAAGCUGCAUAUACAAAUUCAAUGUGAGCUAAGAGUUGCAUGGAAAUAGUAGAUGAUAAACGAGAGAGCCAAGAGCAUUGGGAGCAAUGCAACACACUGACCUCCAGUUGGUUUACAUGUGGCGGCCAAACCUUGGCAUACUCCUUCAUCUCUUCAAUAUGCUGUACGCCAUAAUUGCUAACUCCGAUGCUCUUUGUCUUGCCUUCAGCCAACAAUUUCUCCAAUGCCUGCCAGAGCUCCUUGCGACCAGCCGGCCCGGACUUAGAACUAUGGAUUAGAAACAGAUCGACGUAUCCGUCUUUCCCCGCGAUUUUCUCAACACUGGCAAGUAGUUUGUUAUACGUAGCUUCGGGCGAACCUCCGGGACUGAGGAUCUUGGUGGUGACGAAGAUCUCGCUGCGGGGAAUACCGGACUUUUGAAUCGCCUCUCCGACCUCUUUCUCGUUCCCGUACAACUGAGCCGUGUCGAUGUGUCGAUAUCCCGCCUUCAGAGCAUUCAAGCAGGACUGUACGCACUGAUUUGUAGGGGAACGGUAGACGCCAAACCCAAGGCGUGGGAUUCGGACAUUCGAGUUCGGAAGGGGUAAAAGGUCUGCGAUGGAGUAGUUAGACGACAUGGUGGUUUGGGAAUAGGGGGUCUUUUUUUUUCAGGCGAAAAGAGACCAGGGAUUCAUGGGUCGAAGUUUUCGAGUGAGGUGGUUACUGCUUUUCUGUUCCUCCAAUUGCCCCGCUCUGGAACCCGGUGAAAUGAUAUCAUCGUAUAUCUGGGCACGCAAUGCAAGUUUACCUUCCUAUGGAACAGACAGACCGGUGAGCAUAGGCCAUAGUAAUGAGAAG
Messenger RNA from Monascus purpureus, 2688 nucleotides. Lineage: Eukaryota; Fungi; Ascomycota; Eurotiomycetes; Eurotiales; Aspergillaceae. The record is from the annotation of a GenBank genome assembly.